AUGUCCUAUCCUCAGGGUUACCUCUACCAGCCCCCGGGCUCUCUGGCUCUCUACUCCUGCCCGGCUUACGGGGCCUCGGCUCUGGCUGCCCCGAGGACUGAAGACCUGGCGAGGUCGUCCUCCGGCUCAGCCUUCAGUCCUUACCCCGGAUCGGCUGCUUUCUCCGGAUCGGCUGGUGCAGGCUUCUCCAGUCCGCUGUCAUACUCCACGGAUCCAACAACGGGAUUCCCAUCCUACAUGAGCUCUCCCUAUGACGUGCACACGUCAGGCAUGGCCGGGGCAUUGAGUUACCACCCCUACGGGAGUCCGGGGUAUCCCUACCAGCUCAACGACCCGGCUUACCGCAAGAACGCCACCAGGGACGCCACGGCCACCCUAAAAGCCUGGCUGCAGGAGCACAGGAAGAACCCGUACCCGACCAAAGGGGAGAAGAUCAUGCUGGCCAUCAUCACCAAGAUGACCCUGACGCAGGUCUCCACAUGGUUCGCCAACGCCAGGAGGAGGCUGAAGAAGGAGAACAAGAUGACCUGGGCUCCCAGGAAUAAGAGCGAAGACGAGGACGAGGAGGACGGGGACGGAGAGAGGAAAGAAGGGGAUCGAUCUGAAAAGAACCUGGAGAACAGCGAGGCUUCAGCGGAGGAUGAAGGUAUCAGCUUGCACGUCGACACCCUGACGGAUCACUCCUGCUCGGCUGAGUCCGACGGGGAGAAGACCAGCUGUCGUGUGGGAGAGCUGGGCUCCGACCAGGCCGGCGACGAGGACGGUGAGGACCAGAACCACGAACCCUUAUCCGUCACAUCAUCACCUCUAACGGGAGUAGAAGCUCCUCUUCUCGGUCACCACCACCACCAGCACCACCAGCACCACCACCAGCACCUCCAGCAUCUCCAUCAUCUCCACAGCCAGCGUGAGGAUCUGGCCCGGAGCCUCAUCACUAACAACAUUAAUACCAAUAAAUCUUCCUGCCUCGAUAGCAGACCUUCACCUCAGAACCCCACGGUCAAGCCCAAAUUGUGGUCGCUGGCUGAAAUUGCUACCUCGGACCAAAAGCAGCAUCAUCAGCAACCGAAUUGCUCCUCCUCCUCCUCCAGUGGCCUCCUCACCCCCCCGUCUUCCACCACCUCCCCUGCAGCCAGCUCCCCCUCCCUCUACCCGGCCCCCUCCAUCCUUGGAAGACCUAUUUAUUACACUUCUCCCUUUUAUAGCAAUUACACAAACUAUGGCAACUUCAGCCCCCUGCAGGGCCAAGGGAUCCUGCGGUAUACUAACUCAUCUGGAGUGAGUCUGGCUGCUGCUGCUGUGGAGGGUCUGAGCUCCUCUCACCAGGCUGUGGAGGGUCUGAGCUCCUCUCACCAGGCUGUGGAGGGGAGCUCAAACCCCAAACACAGGCCAGACUCUCCUCUCGUUAAAAUGAACCCAAACCAGAUUGUUGUUGUCGAGCAGCAGCAGCAGCAGCAUUUCAGAUCUGCACAUUUAGAAGCAAAGAAAGGUACGUAA
This is a messenger RNA of Anoplopoma fimbria (sablefish), 1497 nucleotides long. It is a transcript of the gene irx2a, whose product is annotated as iroquois homeobox 2a. Gene Ontology annotation, molecular function: DNA-binding transcription factor activity, RNA polymerase II-specific; RNA polymerase II cis-regulatory region sequence-specific DNA binding. The record is from RefSeq and is a predicted model, not a curated record. NCBI's taxonomy places the organism in Eukaryota, Metazoa, Chordata, Actinopteri, Perciformes, Anoplopomatidae. The transcript is spliced from 4 exons. Gene Ontology annotation, cellular component: nucleus. Gene Ontology annotation, biological process: regulation of transcription by RNA polymerase II; neuron differentiation; cell development. Bases 1 to 1497 code for a protein of 498 amino acids.